AUGUCGUACAACAUUAUUCCUUAUCCUAGUAAAAACAUAGGCAUCAUGAAGUUUAGGAGAGUAUUUUUAUUCCUGGCUCUUAUGGCGACGAAUUCAAUCGCGCUCGGGGCGCAACAAACCUAUAUAGUCCACAUGGACAAGACCAAAAUUGAAGGCUCAAUUCAUUCUCAAGAUAGCACAAAAGCAUGGUCUGAAUCAAUCAUUGAUUUCAUUACUCAAGCUUCAAUGGAGGGAGAAGAGCUAGAAGAUGUUCUACCACCUCAGCUUCUAUAUGCUUAUGAAACCAACAUGUUUGGUUUUGCAGCCACACUUUCUGAGAAACAACUUAAACACUUAAGCCAAAUUGAUGGUUUCCUUUCAGCCAUGCCAGAUGAACUAUCAACACUCGAUACGACACAUACUCCAAAUUUUCUUGGCCUAACAAAUGGAAAAGGACUUUGGAGUGCUCCGAGUUUGGCCUCCGAUGUGAUCAUCGGUGUCCUUGAUUCGGGAAUAUGGCCCGAACACAUCAGUUUCAACGACUCGGGCUUUUCCCCGAUCCCUCGUAAAUGGAAAGGUGUCUGUCAACAAGGCACAAAAUUCACAUCCUCAAAUUGUAACAAGAAGCUUAUUGGGGCAAGAUACUAUUUCAAAGGGUACGAAAAAUUCAUCGGAAAAAUCAACGAAACAACCGAUUAUCUUUCUGCUAGAGACACUCAAGGGCAUGGAACACACACUGCGUCAACCGCAGCCGGUAACUCUCUUCAAAAUGCAAACAUUUUUGGAUUUGCUAAAGGUUCAGCCACUGGAAUGAGGCGUACAUCAAGAAUCGCGGCUUAUAAAGUUUGCUGGCUUUCUGGCUGCGCGAAUUCCGACCUAUUAGCAGCCAUGGACCAAGCAGUUUCGGACGGUGUUGAUGUACUUUCACUAUCUUUAGGAAGUAUUCCAAAACCAUUUUAUAAUGACAGUAUUGCUAUAGCUUCAUUCGGAGCAAUGAAAAACGGCGUUUUUGUUUCUUGCUCAGCAGGCAACUCAGGCCCUUUUGCAUCAACAGUGGGAAACGGCGCACCGUGGAUCAUGACAGUUGCUGCUAGCUACAUUGACAGAACUUUUCCAACACAGCAGGUAAAAAGAGAGAGGCAAUGUUUUGCACAAAAGGUUCACUUGAUAAAACACUUGUUUUCGGAAAAAUCGUUGUCUGUGAAAGAGGAAUUAAUGGUAGAACCGAAAAAGGCGAGGUAG
This is a messenger RNA of Vicia faba (fava bean), 1221 nucleotides long. The record is from the annotation of a GenBank genome assembly. NCBI's taxonomy places the organism in Eukaryota, Viridiplantae, Streptophyta, Magnoliopsida, Fabales, Fabaceae.